AUGUCAGGUCGCAAAGAUGGGGGUGACUCCUUCAGCGACUCUGCGGCGGAAGACAGAAUGAGGUCAAGAGAAGAGCUCGUGGCCCUGAGGACGCAAGUUAGCUCGCUGACGGAUCAGAUGAGCCAGCGAUUGUCGCUAGUGGAAGAUUCCAUGAAGGCAAGCAAGAAGGAGGAGCCAGCUGGCACCAUGGAGGGUGCCGCUGAUCGUGGCGAUGCUGGGGAGAGCGCCGCCGCGGAGUCCACGAACGCCGAAGGAGGGGCACCAUGGACCGGGAGUGCGCAGGACGGGAGAGCGGCGAAGCAGGGGGCUUUGUCCCCCAAGAGGUGAGAGUAGCCGCUGCUCACAACCAAGAUUAUAGUAGUGCCAUGGGAGAUGGUGCUGCUGCUGUUGGCUUUGGAUACGGAGCCACAACCCCAGCAACGGGGUACCAAGAUGUGCGGUACACUUCUCCUCCGUUCAGCGGGAAAUUGAAAGAUCGAAUGGCUAAAUGAUUUCCGCAUGGCAGCUAAUGGCGCAAACCUGUUGGAACAAUUUGAAGAGAGCGGGAGCUUGGAGAUCCCCGUCAACAGCGGAAAGAUCAAGUUUUCGCUGUCACAGCAGUACCGGAGCGAGCAAGUAGAGCUCGCAUUCCACGCGUGGAACUUCCUGUCUCACGCGUUGAAAGAAAAAGAUCGGAAAAUCAUGAAAAGGGCAGAGACGCCCCAGGGAGCUCUUCGUGAGCUCAAGACCAUACACGACCCUGAAUCAUCUGUACAGCCGUCAGAGGACCUCAAGUCCCUGACGUCGACCAAGAUCUCUAGAGGUGAAAACCCCCAAAACGCCCUCAAUGAGAUGCUCCAAACCGCAAAUUCCUAAACCGAGAAAGGUUUAACUGUCAACGAAACGUUCGUCCUUCACCUCUUCCUGGAUUCCCUUUCGGACGAGUAUGCCAUGACAAAGCACAACCUGCGACACGCGAAGGAGUUGACGCGGACGGUGUGCCAAAGGAAGUAAUGAUCGAAUACAAGGCGACCUAGGACAAGCUGGAGCAGGGGGAAGGAAAAGGCGCGAAGGGCGCAGAGCAAGCGUACUUCGCCGACGGUGAGGGCCGCAGGGAGCGGAGUCAGGGGCAAGGUCGUGGUCGUGGCGGCGGCCGUGGCCGCAGCAGCAGUCGUGGCCGCGGCGGCGGCGGUCGCGGCGGCCGCUCAGGCGGAUCCGGAGGAGUCGAGGAGAGCAAGGGAAGCAGCAGUGGAGGCGCCGAUGGCGGCGGUGGCGGGGACUAUAAGUUCCCGGGCCGGUGCUUUAGGUGUGGACAUCGUGGACAUCAAACGAUCGGCUGCACUACCAACGAGAAGGACUUCGUGCCGUGGUGUGCGCGCUGCGAGGGGUGGGGCCACACCAAAGAAAAGUGCGCGACGGAGGAGGCCGUCCUAGCGCAAGUGGUGGAGCAUGAGAGCGACGUGGACUCCGUGGAAGACCAGGCGUUUUGUGCCGUGGCAGUCCCCCCAGGCGAGUGUGGUACCGUUGGUGAAGUAGGUCUAGUGGGGGUUGCGGAACAAGGCCAGACGGUGUACGUGGCCGACACAGCGGCCACGUGCUUCAUGUUCCGAUGUGCAGACAACUUCGUGAGCUACCGUGAGCGUAGCGGUUGGGUGAAGGGGAUCGGAGGCGACAAGGCCCCCGUUCCUCUUUUAGGAUACGGAGAUGUGACCUUAGUCCUACAGACGGAAGAUGGUGGAGUACCCGUACCAGUACUGAAUGCUGCCCAUGUACCAGAGGCCCCCUACAACCUCCUCUCGCUGUCUUCGUUGGCGGAGGAGGGCCACACGUAUUCGGGGAUGAAGGGGGGCCUCACGCUGACCACGAAAGCCGGGGGGGUGUGUGUGGUUCCCCCGGACUGAAAAGAUGCUGACCCAACGAGGCUAUCAAAUAAAGCCGACGCGACACACCGCCCGUGCCGCACUCCUUGUUCCUGGCGAUGCGAAAGCAGCC
Molecule: messenger RNA, 1971 nt
Organism: Ectocarpus sp. CCAP 1310/34
Lineage: Eukaryota; Phaeophyceae; Ectocarpales; Ectocarpaceae
Source: the annotation of a GenBank genome assembly